AAUCGUGCAAAAUGGUGCAUCGCAGAAGUCACUGCGUCACUAAAUACAGCUAGGUACGUACUGAUAUAUGGUACAGAAUUUGAUUCAGUUGAUCUGUUAAAUUUACGCUACCGUGGUUGAUUAUAGAAUAGUUUCCGAACAACAAGAGAAAGAACUGUAAAAUGAGCUGGAAGUGUAACUUACUGGGUGAUGAGUUGGUUUCCAAGAGUGGGAAUAUUAAGUCAGAUGAUUUGAAUCUCAACGGUGAAGAUGUUUUGGGACUAUACUUCAGUGCACACUGGUGUCCACCAUGCAAGCAAUUCACCCCCAAACUGGCGCAAUUUUACAACAAAGUAAAUGCUGGAGGAGGAAAAAAGUUUGAAGUGAUCUUUGUCAGUCUGGAUAGAGAUGAGAAAACGUUCAAUGGAUAUUAUAACGACAUGCCUUGGCAUGCGAUUCCCUUCAGUAGUGAUUUAAGGAACGAACUGGCUGGAAAAUACGGAGUGAAAGGAAUUCCAAGUUUGCUUUUAUUCGAUUCUGAAGGAAACCAGAUUAAAACUAAGUCUGGUGCGAGACAGAUGGUUCUGACUGACCCAGAUGGUGAAGGGUUUCCAUGGAAAGUAUAGCAAGUGGCCCCAAUCGUCACUUUAAACAUACAAUGUUCUUUAUACCUAUAUAUAAUUAGUACAUUUGUUUUGGUUUACACACUCAUUAGCACUUGCUUAAAAUACUGCACUAACAAAUCAUUUUGUUCUACUCAUCAUUAAACGCAAUAUUAGAAAUGUGA
This is a messenger RNA of Styela clava, 766 nucleotides long. Its product is annotated as tryparedoxin-like. Gene Ontology annotation, molecular function: thioredoxin-disulfide reductase (NADPH) activity. Gene Ontology annotation, biological process: negative regulation of Wnt signaling pathway; negative regulation of protein ubiquitination. Lineage: Eukaryota; Metazoa; Chordata; Ascidiacea; Stolidobranchia; Styelidae. The record is from RefSeq and is a predicted model, not a curated record. Gene Ontology annotation, cellular component: nucleus.